Castor canadensis (American beaver) is the source of this 900-nucleotide messenger RNA. RefSeq names its product transmembrane protein 221-like. Lineage: Eukaryota; Metazoa; Chordata; Mammalia; Rodentia; Castoridae. The record is from RefSeq and is a predicted model, not a curated record.
AUGGCCCCGGCGUACGGCGGCCGUGUGCUGGCCGCGAUGACCCUGCUGGGCAUCCCGGCGGCCGUGCUGGCCGUGCUGGCCGCGCAGCUGCUGUUCCAGCUGCAGGCGGGGCGCGCAGAGCUGCGGGGACCGCGCGCCGCGGGGCCGGGUGCGGGGCUGGGUGCGGGGCUGGGCGCGGUGCGAGGCGCUGGCCCUGGGCUGCCCGAGGACGCGGCGGGGGCGCUGCUGCCGCUGGCCGCCGCGCUGGCCGCGCUCGCCCUGGUGCUCGGUCUCACCGGCCUGCUGCUCGCCGCCCUCUGCGGACACCUGGGCGCCGAGCUGGCGCGGGGGCCUGGCCCAGGCAGGUCUGACUGGUUUUUCUACGAUUGUCGCCUCAUCAGACAUGUGGCCAUGGGGCUGUUCUGCUGUGGGAUCUGUGUCUACUUAGCAGCUCUCUCCAUCUACGCCCUGCUGCUUUUCGAGAUUGAGACAGGUGCUGCUGCAGCGUCCAUCCUUGGCUCAGGUGCCCUGGUUCUGGUGGCUGCGCUGACCCACACUUUGCUCCGGGCUGCACGAGCCACCCGCCGUGGACUGCACGAGCUGUCCCCACCAUGCUUUGAGGACGAUCCCACCCGCGCUGCUGAGGUCUCCCAGGCUGGCCCCGGGGCUCAGCCCCAGCAGGGUACCCACCACCGGAUCCUCUAUGCAUCCUGCCUGGAGCCUGAGGGUCCCCCUGCGCCCCUGGCCACUGCCAGGGCACCUGCAGCCUUGGGGGGAAGCUGGGAGAGCAGCCUGCCUGCACCCCAUAUUCCCCAGACACUGUUGGCUGGGUUGGGACUCUGGGAUGGGGUCACUCAUGAGAUGCGUACUGUGCUAGGCCACAGGUCAGGGGCCUCAGGCAAGGACUCCACGCUGGUGUGA